GGGGGCCUUCGGUGCAGGUGUGGCAUCUGAAAUGAAUUUGAAUUCAUUCAUUUGGAAUCAUUAGAUUUCACGUUGUCUGUACUGCUUUAAUAUUAAUCCCAGAUCACUGGUCUUGUUGUGCUUACUGACAACACCAUCUCAUAGUAUUGCUGAAGGCAGGUGUGUCUGCAUUGCAUGAAGCUCUAGUCAGUGACCAAUCUUAGACAUGGUGCUAAGAGAUUGGAAUGAUUGGAAACGAAGCAAACUCUUUUAAACUCCAGAUUCUCAGAGAAGUCCCCUGGCUGUAUCGAAAUGAUUGGACCAAGAAGGCAGUGGGAUCUUUUGGUGUUUGGAUGAUCAUCCCAUCCUUUUGCCUUGUUUUUCAGAAACGCUCUGUUACACAGAUGACACAGCCAUGGCGAGGUGUGUGGCGCGGUCCCUCUUAGCCAAGGGAGAGUUUGAUGAAGUUGAUAUGGCCAGGAGAUUUGCAGAGGAACAUAAGAAGGACCCAGAUCGGGGCUACGGGAUGGCAGUUGUCAAAGUGUUCAAGAAACUUCUGAGCCCCAAAUGCAGUGAUGUCUUUGAGCCUGCCCGAGAGCAGUUCAAUGGGAAAGGCUCCUAUGGGAACGGUGGCGCCAUGAGGGUAGCAAGCAUUUCACUGAUUUACCCUGACGUUCAGGAUGUGAAGAAGUUUGCAAAGCUCAGUGCUGAGCUGACCCAUGCCAACUCGCUGGGCUACAACGGAGCCAUCCUGCAGGCUCUGGCAGUGCACCUCGCCCUGCAGGGAGAGCUCAAUGGGGAGACCUUCCUGGAGCAGCUGAUCGGCCACAUGGAAGAUGUGGAGGCAGAUGAUAAAUCUUUGGCUGAUGCCCGAGCGAUGGGGUUACAGGAAUUGCCGUUUUCAAGGCGUCUUAAGAAGAUAAAGGAAUUUUUGGAGCUUAGCACCGUUCCAAAGUCCGACGUAUUGUUUGAGUUAGGCAAUGGCAUUGCUGCUCUGCAGUCUGUCCCCACUGCGAUUUACUCCUUCUUGCGCUCCAUGAAAUCGGACCCAGAUAUUCCUGAUCACUACAACAAUCUACAGAGGGUCAUCAUCUACUGUAUUUCGCUGGGAGGAGACACAGAUACCAUAGCUACCAUGGCGGGAGCCAUUGCAGGAGCUUAUUAUGGGGAGGAGCAGGUACCCCCAUGCUGGGAGCAGAGCUGCGAAGCUUUCCAAGAGACACAGGUGCUGGCAGAUAGCUUGCAUGAACUCUACUGCCAACGACUUUGAGCCACAGAAGUGGCGUCUUGUGCCAAGUUAAAGCAAGUGGCAACCUCUACUUCACGGAUCAGAUCCACAGCGAAAGGAUCAUCUGUAACCUGGCCACCCCAUGGUGGCACUGGCUGUCAGGUGUCACAUGGUAGAAGUGAGAGUUGGACCUUGUUUUUCUGUUAACAUUUAGCUGGAAACUGAUUGCACAGGGAGCUUCGGGUGGCGAACUUUGUUAUGCCACCAAAGCCCAGAGGCAAGAUCUGUUUUUUUUAAAUGAGAUUUCUGCUCAUUGAGGUCUCUCCUCCUGUCAGUGGCUCAUUCUGUGUCUCAACUUGUCCGAGCUUCAAGUGGAGUCUAAAUUCAGGAACCAGCUUCUUGUCAUCUGCUUCCAGAUUGCACAGCCUUCCAUUCGCAUGUUCUCCAUCUAACCUUCAGGAAGAACCUGGGUUGCUCCAUAUCCAUCUUGCAAUUCUUUUGUCAUCUGGAUUGUCUGCAUUUACACCUAUACCUGACUCCCUAAACUUUCCAUUGCCUCAUGCAGCAGACUGUGACCUUACAGAAUGCUCUGAUGACUCUCUCCUCCCAGUGCCGAAUCGGUGGUGUGCUUGUACCUUCUGCUCAUGUGGUGCAUGUGGCAAGGUCACUAGUAAACCAGAGAGAAGAGAAUGUAAUAAAGCCUAGUGGUACCUAAGGCCCAAAUCUUGGUCCCCGUAACAUCAGUGACAAAAAUCUGAUUGACUGGUGGGAACUGGAUACAACACUGAUUGCUUUCAACCUGUGCACCUGGUUGGGACGGUGUAAAAGUGGACAGAAGAAUGGUUUCAGUCGAGAAUUCACUUCUGUUAAGGAAGGGCUCCUCCAUUAGGAGACUGGACAAAUGAUAGAACCUCUGUUAGAAAACAGUGUUCUGCCUUGGGCUGUUUAAAAACGUGCCCAGUCAAGUAGGACGGAGAGGAAAUGAGAUGAGUCUGUAUGCAAGCUGAUUUGUAUAAAUAAUGCUUGUUUUGAAAUGUCUGCAGUAAAUACAGAAAACAAAUAAAUGUUAUCCGGUUUGCAGGCA
Molecule: messenger RNA, 2291 nt
Organism: Pelodiscus sinensis (Chinese soft-shelled turtle)
Lineage: Eukaryota; Metazoa; Chordata; Testudines; Trionychidae
Source: RefSeq, a predicted model, not a curated record